Messenger RNA from Solanum dulcamara, 737 nucleotides. RefSeq names its product sm-like protein LSM36B. Gene Ontology annotation, cellular component: U4/U6 x U5 tri-snRNP complex; sno(s)RNA-containing ribonucleoprotein complex; nucleolus. Gene Ontology annotation, molecular function: RNA binding. The record is from RefSeq and is a predicted model, not a curated record. NCBI's taxonomy places the organism in Eukaryota, Viridiplantae, Streptophyta, Magnoliopsida, Solanales, Solanaceae. Gene Ontology annotation, biological process: mRNA splicing, via spliceosome; maturation of SSU-rRNA. Bases 147 to 422 code for a protein of 91 amino acids. The transcript has 4 exons.
GACCCAAUAACAAAUCACUACUCACCAGGAAAACAAGAAUUCAAAACCCUAGUUCCGCAUAGAAUCCCUCCUCUCUUCAAAGUUUCUCUAUUCUGUAACGUUUUCACCUUUGCUAAGAAUCAUUCUUUGAGAGUAAGUAAUUGAAAAUGAGUGGAGCAGGAGAGAAAGGAUCAACAACCACCAAGACGCCAGCAGAUUUUCUCAAGUCUAUUCGUGGACGACCUGUUGUUGUUAAAUUGAACUCUGGUGUUGACUAUCGAGGUAUCCUUGCCUGUUUAGAUGGAUACAUGAAUAUAGCAAUGGAGCAAACCGAAGAAUAUGUUAAUGGGCAGUUGAAGAACAAAUAUGGUGACGCCUUCAUACGAGGAAAUAACGUGCUUUACAUCAGCACUUCGAAGAGAACACUAGGGGAGGGAGCUUAAAUCGCGCACAAGUGACUGGCCCUAGUUAUCCUGGCUGCUUUGAUUAUGUAACUGGCCUUUCUUCAACAUGCCCAUGAAGUUUCCUCUUAGUGUUGUAAUUUGUGUAGGUUUUGGUAGAUCAUGGAUGUUACAUUAAGUGCUAUUUCUUUAGUGAGUCAAUGACAUUUUUUGCAUUGCCAAGAUUAAGAAAUAGCAAAUUUUCAUGGUGGAUUUCAGUUUUUGUUAAGCAAUUUGAUGCUUACUUUAUUUUGGAUAAUAGAUGCAUAUAAAAUUCACUUGUCUUGAGUUCUGCAAGAGUUAAAUUCUUCUUCUCUA